Hyphopichia burtonii NRRL Y-1933 is the source of this 924-nucleotide messenger RNA. RefSeq names its product lipid-binding protein (gene LSP1). Gene Ontology annotation, biological process: negative regulation of protein kinase activity; endocytosis; eisosome assembly. The transcript has a single exon. NCBI's taxonomy places the organism in Eukaryota, Fungi, Ascomycota, Pichiomycetes, Serinales, Debaryomycetaceae. The record is from RefSeq and is a predicted model, not a curated record. Bases 1 to 924 code for a protein of 307 amino acids. Gene Ontology annotation, cellular component: plasma membrane; eisosome filament. Gene Ontology annotation, molecular function: lipid binding.
AUGCACAGAACAUAUUCCUUAAGAAGCCAAAGAGCACCCACUGCUGCUCAGUUACAAUCGCCCCCACCACCACCCUCGUCGACCAAGAAUCGUUUUUUCGGUAAAGGAGGCUCCAUAAGCCAUACUUUCCGUAAAAACACUGCUGGUUCGUUUGGUCCCGAAUUGGCCAGAAAAUUGGCCCAAUUAAUUAAGAUGGAGAAAAAUUUAAUGAGAUCAAUUGAAAUCACCGCAAGAGAACGUAAAGACGUUGCUAAACAAUUGAGUUUAUGGGGGGAAGUUAACGAUGAUGAUAUUAGUGAUAUAACUGAUAAAUUAGGGGUUUUAAUUUACGAAAUUGGGGAAUUGGAAGAUCAAUUCAUUGACCGUUAUGAUCAAUAUAGAAUUACCGUCAAGUCCAUUAGGGAUAUCGAAGGUAGUGUUCAACCUUCCAGGGACCGUAAACAAAAAAUCACCGAUCAAAUUGCUUACUUGAAGUAUAAAGACCCUCAGUCCCCCAAAAUUAACGUUUUGGAACAAGAAUUGGUGAGAGCAGAAGCCGAAUCGUUGGUUGCUGAAGCUCAAUUAUCCAAUAUCACCAGGGAAAAAUUGAAAACCGCCUUUAACUAUCAAUUUGAUUCCAUUAGAGAACACGCUGAAAAAAUCGCCUUGAUUGCCGGUUAUGGUAAAGCUCUCUUGGAGUUGUUGGAUGAGUCUCCAGUGACCCCCGGUGAAACCAGAGCUGCUUACGAUGGUUACGAAGCUUCCAAACAAAUUAUUAUCGAUGCCGAAAAUGCGUUGGCUUCCUGGACUUUUGACAGUGCUGUGGUGAGACCCACCUUAUCCUUGGCUAACGAAGACUACGACGACGAUCAACUAAUCGAAGAAACUGAAAACUUACAAGUUACCGAACAAGAUUGGGAUAACGACGAUAAAAUUGUAGCAUAA